Molecule: messenger RNA, 2606 nt
Organism: Hibiscus syriacus
Lineage: Eukaryota; Viridiplantae; Streptophyta; Magnoliopsida; Malvales; Malvaceae
Exons: 9
Coding region: 85-2562 (825 amino acids)
Source: RefSeq, a predicted model, not a curated record
CAUUUUUUGUCAAUAAAUGCAGCUUUUUCAGGCAUUUGAAGCAGAUGAGUUGAAAGGGUUUGAUAAUAUAGAUUUUGGAGCAAUAUGGCUAUUGCUGGUCUACACAAUAUUUCUGUGCUUGAAAAUUCCUUCCUAAGGGAGUCUCAGUCUCAAACAUCAGGAAAUUGGGAAAAUGGUAGCACCCGGGCAUCCUUACUUCUGCAGAUGUGGCGGGAGCUUGAAGAUGAGCAUGUGGUGAGUCAUGCUCAAGAGAGGGCUAGUGAAAGAAUGCUCCAACUAAGGAGUGAUGACCUCUCAGUGACUGAUCUUUCCGAUAGCCGAAAUAGUGAAGAUAGUGGUGUUUCAGAUGAUGUGAGCAUGAGUGAGAAUGAGUUUGGACGAUGGUUGCCAGAUCGAUUUGGGCUGCAGAAUGGGAAUGGAGAUUCGAAUAAUCUUAACUGUGAACAUUCGUCUGAUUUGGGGAAAGUUGAAAGGGAAAGGGUAAGGCAAAAUUUUCGGGAGUGGAUGAACAGUGGUGGCAGGGACCAUACAUCUAAUUUUUCCCGUAGAAACAACAAUUCAAGAGCCCAGUGGCUUGGAGAAACUGAGCAAGAGAGGGUCAGGAUUAUAAGGGAGUGGGUGCAAAUGAACAGCCAGCAGAGAGGUGCUUGUGUUGAUAGUAUAGAAGAGCAAACUGCUACUGUUGGUGGUCAAAUUGAACGAGUUCUUGAUGGAUUGGUGGUUAACCGGAAUGCAGGGCGGACUGAGCUUGUGCGUAGGGGAAUUCGUAAAUUAUGUGGCCGACAUGCCCUGCUAGAUAUGCUUAAAAAGGCUGAGAGAGAGAGGCAAACUGAGCUCCAGGGGUUGUUGGAGCAUCGAGCUGUAUCAAAUUUUGCCCAUCGCAACCGCAUUCAGUCCUUGCUGAGGGGUAGAUUCCUGAGAAAUGGAAGAAUGCGUGAAGGUAACAGAUCUACCUCUAUUGCAGCCAGCGAAUUAGGCUUAUUGAGACAAAAGCAGACUGUAUCUGGUCUAAGGGAAGGUUUUUUCUCCAGACUGGAUAAUUCUGGUUCUGGUCCUGCAAGUAAUAAUCGGUCUGAUACAUCAUCUAAUGAUGAUUCCAAUGCUAAUAGAAAUGAGCAAAGCCAAUUAAAUAGCUCACAUGAAACCACAGAUGGAAUAAAUGAAAACCCUGAACAUGAGAACGGGCAAAAAGAUAACCAAAGGUUGUUGGAUGAUAGAACUGAUUUAGAGGAUGACAUUGUUGAUAAUGUAAAUUGGCAGGAAACCUCUUCUCGGGUAGAAGAGUGGCGGGAACGAGUUUCUGAGAGUGUUGCUACAAACUGGCAGUGGUAUUUGAGUGACGUGUCCAAUGAGAGCAGAGAUGCUAGUGGAGAAACCUUGGAUGUGGGCUGGCAAGGAAAUCUUGCUAACGAGUCAUCCCUUGAAACUUUUCCUAAUGAAGUUGCAGAGAAUACUAAUCUACAAGAUGCUGGUGCAGCAGCUUACGAACAUUCUUCCCAAGAUGGUGGAGUAAGCGGGACCUAUGGGUUAAUGAAUGAUGAAGAAAAUUUGCAAAGGAAUCCAGUAGCACGGAUUGACGGGCUAGAGUUUGCUUCUCAAGUUGAACAAUGGCCGGAGGGGGACCAGGAGACUUUGGAAGCUGACUGGCAGCAAGCUAGUGUUGAGUAUAAUGAAUUCAUGGAUGGUAAUGAAGAAGCCUCUGACAUGCACCUUGAGGAUGGAGGCCUGCACGGUACUACACGGGAUUGGUUGGAGGGUUCUUACAAUCUAGAACCUGCUAACAUCGAAAGAACAGAUACAUUUUAUUUUCCUGAUGAUGAUAACGUACGCAGUAUGGAACUGAGGGAACUGUUAAGCAGGAGAAGUGUUUCUACUCUUCUUCGUAGUGGCUUCCGUGAGAGUCUUGACCGUUUGGUACAAUCAUAUGUGGAAAGGCAAAAUCAUGCUGCUGCUUCUGUUGACUGGGAGGUAAAUGGAACAUCUCCUACUCCUAUGUCUCUUGAGCAAGAUAUGGAACAACAAAGCUGGGAUCAGAAUGAUAGCCAUGUGGAUGCUGAGACAACUCCACUCGCUCUUCCUUCACCCAGGAUGCCACCUAUGCAAUCACUCUGGGACCAGGAUUCACGCCAUUAUAAUUGGGCACCACAUGAUGCGCAUCAACGCUUUGGCAUUGAGUGGGAGAUCAUUAAUGAUUUGAGGAUCGACAUGUCUAGGCUGCAGCAAAGGAUGAAUAAUAUGCAGGCGAUGCUGGAGGCCUGCAUGGAUAUGCAACUUGAGUUACAGCGGUCGAUAAGACAAGAAGUUUCUGUUGCCCUUAACCGUUCUGCUGGUUCACAAGGGAUGAUCGAUGACAACUUGCCGAAGGAUGCGUCUGAAUGGGAAAAUGUGAGGAAAGGAAUUUGUUGUAUAUGUUGUGAAGGCAAUAUUGAUUCAUUGCUGUACAGAUGCGGGCACAUGUGCACAUGCUCAAAAUGUGCCAAUGAGCUGGUCCAUGCUGGAGGAAAAUGCCCAAUGUGUCGGACUCCGGUAAUCGAGGUCAUCCGUGCCUACUCAAUCCUUUAAAACCAAAAAUAUAUAUGUAUUUAAUAAAAAUAAACUAAAGAAAA